AUGCCACGACAGGGUAUGCAGAAGGUGAAGACCGGUUGCAUUACUUGCAAGAUACGCAAGGUCAAGUGUGACGAAGCUAGGCCCUCAUGCCACCGUUGUGUGAACACCGGUCGGAAGUGCGAUGGCUAUAUUCCAGCCGUCGCAGGUACAUACUCUUGGACGCAACUUCUCGGCAAGAACAGACCCGCACCAAGCGUGGACAGCUCCGAGAAGCGAGCCAUUGACUUCUUCUUGCUAGAAAUUGCGCCGGUGCUUAGCCGUUCGAACGACUCAUACUUUUGGACUGAUAUGGUAGUUCAAUUGUGCUACCAAAACGGUGCAGUGAAGCAUGCUGUAUUGGCCAUCGGUAGUCUCUAUCGUACAUUCAGCAGUGGCCCAUACGGAAGCCUAGAGCACAAGAAGCAGGACCUUCUUGCAACGGGGCACUAUACCGAGGCUAUUCGGCAGUCGAGAAGAGUCAAUGACAGAGACGUGUCCCUUGUCCUUUGUCUGCUAUUUGUGUGCAUCGAGUUCCUCCGAGGCGAGAGUGAGGGUGCCAUUGAACACUGCCGCCAUGGCAUUAACAUACUCAACGAGCCAUUGACCGGAUCGCACUCGAUAAACGAACGCAUCUCUGCUGCAUUCUCACGGUUGUGCAUAUUCCCCUUCUUCUUCGGGGCCACGCCCAAUACGUUCCCUUACCUGAAUAUCCCAUCGCCAGAAGUGCUAGGGCCUUUCCAGACCGUUAACGACGCGAGCUCGGCUCUAGAUGUACUCCUGACACGAGCCAUCCGCUUCGUGCGCUCUGCCGAUGCACAUCGCCUGGGAGUUCAGCCAUCCUCAGAGCCAGACAUCAGUACAUUGCAAGCUCGCCAAGAGAUCGAAUCUGUUCUGGAUCAUUGGUUUGCAGCCUACCACUUAUUGAAGACGGAGAAACGACAAGUAUCUCCACCCGAUUAUACUGGGCAGUUGGUAGAAAUUCGGUGGCUGAUAUGUAAGAUCUGGAUCGGCACUUGUCUAGCAAGAGAAGAAACUGUAUACGACGGACAUAUGGAGAGGUUUCGCACCAUCCUAGAUCUGUCACUCGAGGCAGCUGCCGUCUUUGCAGCAUUGCCCAGUGAACGCUUACAGCAAAAGUUCAGUUGGGAAUGGGGAUUCAGCCCAUUACUUGCCUUUGUUGUAAUAAAGUGCAGGUGUCUGAGAGUUCGAACUGCAGCGUGGCAUCUGAUGCAGACACUUGCGCUACCAAGAGAGAGUCUUUGGGAUAAGGUGGCCCUCGCGUCACUAGGAAGGCGUACUAUCGAGAUCGAACAUGAGUUGGCUGAAGACAUAGAUCUGGAUCAAGUUGUUGACCAUGGCAUCUUCCCUCCCGAGGACAAACGGAUAAGGGACUCGUUCAUGUAUAAUGAGACCGCCUUGCGACCACUCGCAGGUGGUCAAUAUGCAGAGCACAGGAAAACAUGUUUCUUGGUGCAGAAUCCCAUGGGCGAUGGCCAUCUAGUCAGAGACGAGUGGCUGGUAGUUUGA
Neoarthrinium moseri is the source of this 1506-nucleotide messenger RNA. RefSeq lists its product as uncharacterized. The record is from RefSeq and is a predicted model, not a curated record. Gene Ontology annotation, molecular function: DNA-binding transcription factor activity, RNA polymerase II-specific; zinc ion binding. Gene Ontology annotation, biological process: regulation of DNA-templated transcription. Lineage: Eukaryota; Fungi; Ascomycota; Sordariomycetes; Amphisphaeriales; Apiosporaceae. Bases 1 to 1506 code for a protein of 501 amino acids. The transcript has a single exon.